UGGUGGCGUCUCAAUAUGAGUUGGAAAAAACCAAAGAGCGACGUUAAACAAAUAAAAAAAAAAUACUUAGGCCUACAGCACAGGAUCAAUAAAUUGUCAUUCUGGUCUGUUAUCUCCAGGUUGAAAUAACCUUCAUUCAGGGUAACCGAGUGACAGACAAGGAAGGUACAACUAUCACUCGUAAAAUGGCAACAGCGUCAGAUCUAUUCUCUGGAGCACAAGACGUUAAACGAUGUCAACUUUGCCCUGGAAAAACUAGAAAAUCCACAGCAGAAACUGUGUGUAACACUUGUCAAGUCAAUCUCUGUAAGGAAUGUGUAGGUCACCAUAUGAUCUCCGAUCCAAAUUUAAGACAUGAUGUUGUUACUUUUGAGUUCAAAAAAUCUGAAAUCAUCCCACCACUGUGUUGUAUCCAUCAAGAACAAAUAAGUGACCUGUUUUGUGAAGAAUGUGACUCUUUACUUUGUUUGAAAUGCCUUGCAUCUGGAUCACAUGAAAAGCACACUGUCUUACAAAUUUCUAAAAUUUAUAGCUCAACAAAAGCUCUCAUAAAAAAAGACUUAGAUGAACUUGAAGCAGACAUUGCGCCUGUGUAUGAAUCAAUUGUGUCUGGAAUCGAAGCAACGUCAUUAAGUAUAAUCGAAAAACAUGAUGAAAGACGGAAAACUAUGCAUGACCUCAGUAAAACAUGUCACACAAUUAUAGACAAGGUCUUUGAAAAGUAUCAGCGUGAUUCAAUAAGAAAUGAAAGAAAGGAUACCGACUCAAUACAGAAUUUAAAAUUAGAUUUUCAGAAGAAACAAUCCUUAAUUCGGUCAGCAAUAGAUAAAAAUCGCUCGAUCCUUUCUUCAAAUGAUCUAUCCCAACUUGUUAGAUACACUUCCAAAAAUGAAGAAUUUCGAAAUAUUCCUUCCAGAUUUGAAUUAACCGUGUCUUCAUUUAAUCCUAGAGAACUUACAGAGCAAGGUCUGUGUCAAAUAAUUGGAGAGAUUCCGGACACAAAGAAAACUUUAAUUAAUGGAGAGGUCUUAAAAUCUAACCAAUCAUUUGUCUUAAAGAGUAUACAUACAUGUGAAAAUACGUCUUUGUCACUUGAAGUUGGAAGUAAAUGUACUGAUGAUAGAUUUCCAAGAGCUCAGGUAGCUUGUAUUCCUGACACUAAUCAAUUCUUUGUUAGUGAUAACAGUGGUAUAGUUAAACACAUGAACUCCGAAGGUAAACUGCUUAAGGAGAUCACCACCACAACAAGAUCCGCACCAGCUGAUUUGACCGUAACCAGAGAGGGACAUUUGGUGUACAUUGACGGGGAUGAUAGAAGUAUCAAUAUUGUCAAGGGCGACAAGACGGAAUGCCUUAUAAGGGAAAAAGACUGGAUACCUGGUGCCAUAUGCUGUACCUCCACUGAUGACUUUCUGGUACAAUUGAGAUCCGAAUACAGAGUGGAAAUGCCAACAAAAGAAAAAUUACUCGUUUUUCUGGCUCUACUGUUAAGCAGGAAAUACAAUUAA
This is a messenger RNA of Saccostrea cuccullata (small rock oyster), 1508 nucleotides long. RefSeq names its product E3 ubiquitin-protein ligase TRIM36-like. The transcript has 3 exons. Bases 186 to 1508 code for a protein of 440 amino acids. NCBI's taxonomy places the organism in Eukaryota, Metazoa, Mollusca, Bivalvia, Ostreida, Ostreidae. The record is from RefSeq and is a predicted model, not a curated record. Gene Ontology annotation, molecular function: ubiquitin protein ligase activity; zinc ion binding.